Thamnophis elegans (Western terrestrial garter snake) is the source of this 4911-nucleotide messenger RNA. RefSeq names its product GA binding protein transcription factor subunit beta 1 (gene GABPB1). Lineage: Eukaryota; Metazoa; Chordata; Lepidosauria; Squamata; Natricidae. Gene Ontology annotation, molecular function: transcription cis-regulatory region binding; protein binding. Gene Ontology annotation, cellular component: nucleus. The record is from RefSeq and is a predicted model, not a curated record. The transcript has 9 exons. Bases 771 to 1922 code for a protein of 383 amino acids. Gene Ontology annotation, biological process: positive regulation of transcription by RNA polymerase II.
UAAUAGUAAGACAGUCUUAAUAAAUUAUUUGUCAGUGUUGUGGGAAUUAGUUGUUAAGCAGAGUGAUGGCAGGGGGAUGACAUUCGGAGGAAAAAACUGGGAGGAAGGGGGUUUGUGUGGAAUGGGGCUGCUUUGCCAGGAACAAGCCCAGGAUUGGGUCUCCUAUGAUGGGGGUUGAGCAACGUCUUGAUGGCCUCUGCUUGCCUCUUCCCUCUUAGGGAGGGAGGAAUGCUGGCUGCUUUCAAACUUGGUUAUUAGUACGAGCUGCAAGAACCUCUGGCCUCUUGGGCUGUCUUUGAAAUCCUCCCAUUCCAGGAAGCCCAAGGAACAGAUUCCCACCAGAUACCUGUUUUGGCUGCUCUAUAAAUACAGUCCUUCCUAUCUUCCCCUCUUGUCACCCGCCUCUAACUCAGAGUUUCCUUAUCCAGGAUCUCUUCUUCUCCCUGUAAUUAAGAGAUCUGUUCUCUUUCCUUCCUAAAAGGGGAUUUUAUUUGCCUGUUGAAUCGAAACCUGGCUUCUUGGUUUAUGGAUCAUGUUGCACAGCUAAGCACAUUUGCCUUUUAUUGUACUUAACUUUAGAUUUGUUUUAGAUCUGCUCGGAGCCCCAGGAAAAUAAUUUAGAAGUUAAAGUGCCUGAUCUAUCUAUUUUUGGAACCCAUACUUAAUGGUAAACGCACCCCAUGGUGUGCUUUUGAAUUAGAGUGCCAGUUCCAUUUAUUUUACAUAUUCAGCAUAGAGACCCUCAUUUCUGGAGUUCCUAAAUUUGUACGAUGUCCUUGGUAGAUUUGGGAAAGAAGCUUUUAGAAGCUGCUCGAGCUGGCCAAGAUGAUGAAGUUCGCGUUUUGAUGGCCAAUGGAGCACCUUUUACUACAGAUUGGCUGGGAACAUCUCCACUUCAUCUAGCAGCACAGUAUGGCCACUAUUCAACUACAGAAGUGUUACUACGAGCAGGAGUAAGUCGAGAUGCAAGGACCAAAGUGGAUCGGACACCACUUCACAUGGCAGCUUCAGAAGGCCAUGCAAGCAUUGUAGAAGUUUUGCUUAAGCAUGGUGCAGAUGUAAAUGCAAAGGACAUGCUGAAAAUGACUGCUUUGCAUUGGGCCACGGAGCACAAUCAUCAGGAAGUAGUGGAACUCUUAAUAAAGUACGGAGCAGAUGUCCAUACCCAAAGUAAAUUUUGCAAGACUGCGCUAGACAUUGCCAUAGACAAUGGAUUUGAAGACUUGGCAGAAAUUCUACAGAUCGCAAUGCAGAACCAAAUCAACACGAAUCCUGAAAGCCCCGAUACAGUGACGAUUCAUGCAGCAACGCCACAGUUCAUCAUUGGGCCUGGCGGAGUUGUGAAUCUAACAGAUGAGAGUGGAAUGUCUGCUGUCCAGUUUGGCAAUUCCUCAACUUCAGUUCUGGCAACUCUGGCUGCCUUAGCAGAAGCCUCAGCUCCACUGUCCAACUCAUCAGAAACGCCAGUUGUGGCUACAGAAGAAGUGGUGACCGCCGAAUCUGUGGAUGGUGCAAUUCAACAAGUAGUUAGUUCUGGAGGUCAGCAGGUUAUCACCAUAGUAACAGACGGGAUACAGCUGGGAAAUCUUCAUUCCAUUCCCACCAGCGGAAUGGGUCAACCCAUUAUAGUGACCAUGCCAGAUGGGCAACAAGUACUUACAGUACCAGCCACAGACAUUGCAGAGGAAACAGUAAUCAGCGAAGAGCCCCCAAUGAAAAGACCAUGUAUUGAGAUAAUUGAAAAUCGGGUGGAGUCAGCAGAAAUCGAAGAAAGAGAAACGUUACAAAAACAGCUGGACGAGGCUAACCGGGAAGCUCAGAAGUAUCGCCAGCAACUUUUGAAGAAAGAGCAAGAAGCAGAAGCUUGCAGGCAGAAGUUGGAGGCCAUGUCCCGCCUCCAGACUAGCAAAGAAGCUGUUUGAGUGGGUGAAGUGAGCAUUCUAUUCUAUACAGGAUAAGACAACCGCAGAACAAUCUGUUUCUGCAUAACGCAUAUUGUAGGUGCAGAACUGAGAUUCUUUGUCAAAGAAGAUGCUACUGGACUUAAGCCAUGAGCUCUAGUGAAUUUUCUUGUAUCAUAAAAAAAAAACCUCAGAAUUUAGACAUUUUUGUGCAAAAUAUUUAAAAAAAGAAAAGAAAAAGAAAUACUGUAAAUAGUUUUUUUUUUUACAGUUCCAAAAUUAGUUGUUUAAUCUUUUUGGAAGGGAUCCACAAACCUGCAAUGCCAAUGUUUUUGUGACUUUUUUUUAAAUUUUUAGUUUACUAUGACUCUUCUGAGAUACAGAACAGUUUUAACGAGGAUAACUGUCGAUUUAAACUGUGCUGUGUUAAAUGAAUUAUGUGACAGAACCGAGCUUGAAUGCUAUGAAUUAGACCCCUUGACUAAAAUUCAUUUCCUGAUUAUUGUUAUUAUCCUUUGUACAGCUUUAAGGAGUUGGCCGAGGCCUCCGAACAAUGCCCCCCCUUUUUUUAGGGAAGAAAAAGUGUAAUUUUUUAUAUUUAAUUCCUGAUAUAUUCAAGUAGAUUGACAUGUAUAUGAAGCUGAUAUUUUUAAAAAUUUUCAGUUUGUACAUAUGCUGCAUGUUUUUUUUAUGAUUUCUAUAUACAUCUUCCAUAAGUAUUUUUCAGGAAAGAGGAUGAAAAAUUAUGAUUAAAAAAAAAACCUCUAGGCUGCAAGUGGGUAACUUUGGCAACUUUACGACCUGUGGACUUCAACUCCCAGAAUUCCUGAGCCUGGCUCAGGAAUUCUGGGAGUUGAAGUCCACAGGUCGUAAAGUUGCUAGAGUUGCCCAGCCCUGCUGUAGGUCAUGGGGGUAGGGGGUAAAUGAAGAAGCCGAUGAAUAACUGUGGGUCAAUUGUUUUUCUUUUCUAUCGGGAGCCCUAUUUCUUAGAGGGAUGUAACUUGGGAGAAGAAAAAGAAAACAAAAACUAGUAUUUAUGUAAUAUAUUAGCUAUAUGAAAAUAUUACCCUUAGCGCAGCCAAUCAUAUUUUCAGGGUGUAAUGGGAUAAUUCUGCAGAUGGAGAACAAAUUUCAAGUCCUUUCCCCCCAAACUCUUAAGCUUAACCUCUCCCCCUACUAUGCUGCCACCUGCUGGACAGGAUGUUAAGAUUCACAUCACAGCAACCCUUUGUCUCCAUUCACCCCCCCACCCCCUCAAAUGCAAAUGCGGGAUAAGGAUCAUAGGCUGAUAUCUGGAAUUGGAUAUCCAGGCUGUCCUCCCAAGAAAUCUGUUGGUAAAUGGCACACAAGUGUGUCCAUCUCUCACAAUACCUUUAAUCUGAGUGGCCAACUGACAGCAGGUACCGAUGAUGAAACCUCUUAAAACAGUUCACAAUACAUGCCCCACAAAGAUUUUAUCACCUGCUAGAGAUUGUCAAAAUAAAAAAAGGGGUGGGAGGAAGUAAUUUGAAGAAAUGGCAUCUCACCACACUUCUCCAAGGGGACAUCCCUCAAGCGUUGAAGGUCAUGAGACUGGAGAAGAGGAAGUUGGGCAAACCAGUGACUUCCUCACCCUCCUCCUUUCCAUGGUUGUGGCUGUUGUAUACCGAUAGCCUAAAACGCUAGAAAAUUCGUCACAGUUAUUGAGGUCAUCUCUUCCACAACAUUCCCACUAGGGCUGCAAAACGAACAGGGGUCAUAGAAGAGUCUGAAGUCCUUGCAUGCGUUUUAUCUAGGAGCUACCUAAAGCGAAAAUCCACAUUCUCUCUGCUCGGCUACCAUCCCUGUGGCUUUUUCCACUCCCUUCUUCCAACAAAGCUUACCGAAGAAAUGCUCCUCCUUCACAUUUGUGCCCAUCGUCUCAGUCGUAACAGUACCACUAAUACACACAGGUGCACGUAAUUUUCACCCUUUCUAUCCGCCCAACAGCAUUUUAAGACGGUCCUAAAUCAUGACUGACCUCUAAGGGGCAGCUUUGUGUGGCCGUUUGGGUGGUUGCCUUCUGUUAUUUUGGACAGCUCUGAUGUUGUUUUAAUUUGUGUGGUCUUCACGGGGAGACAAUUCUUACCAUUUCCGGGUGAAUGGCGUUUUGAAAUUUUCAGUUUUUACCUGUCUUUUCUCUCUUCUCCUACGCCAUCCAGGUUUAUUGGGACUCAGCACCCACAUUUGCUAACCAGUAUGAUCAGCGGUUAUUGAUGUAGAGUUUGAAGUCUGCCAUGGUUGACCUAUAUUAAAUUGUGAAGGAGUGAUUUGGGCCUUCAAGUUAUUGUGGGGAUAAUAUAUACCAAGGUAUAGGAGGCCAACCCCAAGUACCUUUACACAUGAAAAAAAAAUUCACUGUUAAAAGAAAUAAGGAUGUUUUUAGACCUGAAACUUGUAAUAUAUCCUCAAAAAAUAGAUCCUUACUGGACUUCAGCCCAGAACAAAUGUUACGAAACCUACUAAAGGUUUUGCAGCUGAUGGAAAGGAAUGAAGAGUAGAUCUCAUUGUAGAUGGGAUUUGAAUAUAAAGAGAAAAGAGAUGGCUCCCCCUUCCCCCUCACCUUGUCUUGUGUGAGCUUUGUACUUGCACUCAGGCAACAUAAGGAAAUAUUUAUAAACAUUUAUUUCCUUAUCAGUCACCGUUGAUGUAGUUGGGUCUACAUCAUUGCAUUUCCUGCUGCAAGUGUUGACCUGCAGAGACCCAGGAACAUCCAGAGAUUGGUUGGCUUUCGGAUAAUUCACAGACCAUACUGCCUUAAAGAUUUACCAAGUGCUACAAACGCUUUACCCUUUGUUCAGGCUUCUGUGCAGCUCCCUUUCUUUCCACGUAUACCUUGUUAUUUUGAUUUGUGCUUUGCUUUGUUUAUCUUUCAGUGCUUUUAUGAAACGUAUAACUUUAUAAAUCAUCUAGAUUACCUAUACGGAAGAAUUGCCCUUAAAACUGUCUUUGGCCUACCUUUUUCUAUUUACAAUUAAAUAUCUUUUCCACA